AUGAAACGGUCACUAUACGACCAGCCGGUGCUUUCCUUAGCAAUGGUGAUUAGUGCCAAAUUGCAUUUCAAAACCGUCCUCAGUUUGCCACUCCGGACAACCGGCAACGCCGGCGUUAUUGAUAAGUAUAUCGACUUUUGUCUCCAAACCCGACAACUGAGGACGGUAGUUGUGGUGACCGGCGGUAACACUGGUAUCGGUAAAGAGACUGCCCAUCAGCUCGCCAUUAGAGAUGCAAAGGUAUAUAUCUUGUGUCGGGACACUAAGAAAGGCGAGACAGCCGUCAAUGAUAUCCUAUCAGUGACUCCGAAAGCAAACAUAAAACUACUUUCGCUGGACUUGUCUUCACUCAAAUCUGUCCGCAAAUGUGUGGAAGAGUUGUCGGGUUUGGAGACAAAAGUCGAUAUACUUAUCAAUAACGCAGGAGUUAUGGGUUGUCCUGAAUGGCAGACUAAAGACGGGUUUGAAAUGCAGUUCGGCACUAAUCAUCUAGGUCAUUUCUUAUUUACACUGCAUUUAAUACCAUUGCUAAAGAAAGCACCGGCAGCUCGUAUAGUAAAUGUAUCGGCUGAAAUACACAAGUUUGGGCGAAUCAACCUUGAUAACAUAAACAUACGAAACGGGGCAUACGAUAACUUUUAUGCGUACGGACAGAGCAAACUGGCAAACAUACUGUUCAGCCGUGAAUUGGCCAAAAGGCUCCGACACUCAAACAUCAACACCUAUUCACUGCAUCCGGGAGUCAUAAACACUAACCUGAGCCGACACGUGGACAACCCUGAGCUCCACGAGGGUAAGGGUCAGACAGACAGGGGUUGGUUUAGGCGUAACUUUUUAAUGACACCAUUAAUGGGAUCUCAGACUACACUCUACUGCGCUCUCGACGAUGAACUGGCAAAUGAGUCGGGAUAUUAUUAUAACAAUUGUCUUCGCGACGAUUAUAUGAUACCCGAGGCAUAUGAUGACAAGACUGCCAAAAUGUUACGCGAAUAUGUGUCAAACUUUAUGGAUUGGCGCCGACGGGUGACCAGUGCUAAGAAACUUAAUGGACAGGUAGUUGUGGUGACCGGCGGUAACACUGGUAUCGGUAAAGAGACAGCCUAUCAGCUCACAUUACGAGAAGCUAAGGUAUACAUCGGGUGUCGGGACCAAAAGAAAGGUGAGGCGGCCGUCAAAGACAUCCUAUCAUUGAAUCCAAAGGCAAACAUAAAACUACUUUCGCUGGACUUGUCUUCACUCAAAUCUGUCCGCAAAUGUGUGAAAGAGUUGUCGGGUUUGGAGACAAAAGUCGAUAUACUUAUC
This is a messenger RNA of Medioppia subpectinata, 1302 nucleotides long. The record is from the annotation of a GenBank genome assembly. NCBI's taxonomy places the organism in Eukaryota, Metazoa, Arthropoda, Arachnida, Sarcoptiformes, Oppiidae.